Molecule: messenger RNA, 4737 nt
Organism: Peromyscus californicus insignis
Lineage: Eukaryota; Metazoa; Chordata; Mammalia; Rodentia; Cricetidae
Gene: Osbp
Product: oxysterol binding protein
Exons: 14
Coding region: 202-2619 (805 amino acids)
Cellular component (GO): membrane; cytosol; intracellular membrane-bounded organelle
Molecular function (GO): sterol binding
Source: RefSeq, a predicted model, not a curated record
GUCUUCCGCAAGUGACAUUUGGCGGCACCAAUCGCCGCCCUCCUUCCCGGCGGCCGAGCCCUCCUUCCCGCGGCGGGGCUGGCGGGGCGGGGACGCUGCGCGGCGGCGGCUGAAGCGCUAGCCGUGUUGGGCGCUCCGGGCGGCGGUGGCGGCGCUCGUAGGCGGUUCCGGUCGUGUCUCUCCGGGCGGCGGCGGCGGCUCAUGGCGGCGACCGAGCUGAGAGGAGUAGUGGGGCCGGGCCCGGCCGCCAUCGCAGCUCCGGGCGGCGGCGGCGCGGGUCCACCCGCGGUGGGAGGCGGCGGCGGACGCGGGGACGCGGGGCCCGGCUCCGGGGUGGCGUCCGCGACGGCAGCGGCGGCGGGCGGCCCGGGCCCCGGGGCCGGGGGAGUGGCGGCGGGCGGCCCGGGCUCUGCACCGCCAGCCGCGGGCUCGGGUGGUUCGGGCGCCGGGGGCUCGGGCUCUGCUAGAGAGGGCUGGCUCUUCAAAUGGACCAAUUACAUCAAAGGCUACCAGCGGCGAUGGUUCGUGCUGAGCAACGGGCUACUGAGCUACUACAGGUCCAAGGCAGAAAUGAGACACACCUGCCGUGGUACCAUCAACCUCGCCACAGCCAACAUCACUGUGGAGGACUCUUGCAACUUUAUCAUUUCCAAUGGUGGUGCUCAGACCUACCACUUGAAGGCCAGCUCGGAAGUAGAGAGGCAGCGCUGGGUGACAGCCCUGGAACUGGCCAAGGCCAAGGCUGUGAAGAUGCUGGCAGAGUCAGAUGAAUCAGGAGAUGAAGAGUCUGUCUCACAAACGGACAAGACUGAGCUUCAGAACACCCUCCGAACACUCUCCAGCAAAGUGGAGGACCUGAGCACAUGCAAUGACUUGAUAGCUAAGCAUGGCACUGCCCUGCAGCGUUCCCUCAGUGAGCUGGAGUCCCUGAAGCUGCCUGCUGAGAGCAAUGAGAAAAUCAAACAAGUCAACGAACGAGCCACGCUCUUUAGGAUAACAUCCAAUGCCAUGAUCAAUGCCUGCAGAGAUUUCCUCAUGUUAGCCCAGACUCAUAGUAAAAAGUGGCAGAAGUCACUACAGUAUGAAAGAGACCAGCGUAUCCGACUGGAGGAGACUCUUGAGCAGCUGGCGAAGCAGCACAAUCACCUGGAGAGAGCCUUCCGGGGAGCCACGGUGCUGCCGGCAAACACUCCAGGCAGUGCUGGUUCUGGUAAAGAUCAGUGCUGUUCUGGCAAAGGGGACAUGAGUGAUGAAGAUGACGAGAAUGAAUUUUUUGAUGCACCAGAGAUUAUCACCAUGCCUGAAAAUUUGGGCCACAAACGUACUGGUAGUAAUAUCAGUGGAGCCAGCAGUGACAUCAGCCUUGAUGAACAGUACAAGCAUCAGCUGGAGGAGACCAAGAAGGAAAAGAGAACCAGAAUACCAUAUAAGCCAAACUACAGCCUCAACUUGUGGAGCAUCAUGAAGAACUGCAUUGGAAAAGAGCUCUCUAAGAUCCCAAUGCCGGUAAACUUUAAUGAGCCCUUGUCCAUGCUUCAGCGCCUUACUGAAGAUCUGGAAUACCAUGAGCUAUUAGACAGAGCUGCAAAAUGUGAGAACUCUCUAGAACAGCUCUGCUAUGUUGCAGCCUUCACUGUUUCCUCCUAUUCCACUACUGUCUUCCGAACUAGCAAGCCAUUCAACCCUCUCCUUGGGGAGACCUUCGAACUGGACCGACUGGAGGAGAAUGGGUAUCGAUCCCUCUGUGAGCAGGUGAGUCAUCAUCCCCCUGCUGCUGCGCACCAUGCUGAAUCCAAAAAUGGCUGGACAUUGCGUCAGGAAAUCAAAAUCACCAGCAAGUUUCGAGGCAAAUACCUCUCCAUUAUGCCCCUCGGUACCAUCCAUUGCAUUUUCCAUGCAACUGGGCACCAUUACACUUGGAAAAAAGUGACCACAACAGUACACAACAUUAUUGUGGGCAAGUUGUGGAUAGAUCAGUCUGGUGAGAUUGACAUCGUAAAUCACAAGACAGGAGACAAGUGUAAUCUUAAAUUUGUUCCUUAUAGCUACUUCUCUCGGGAUAUAGCAAGAAAGGUGACAGGGGAAGUGACAGACCCAUCAGGAAAAGUUCACUUUGCCCUCUUGGGGACAUGGGAUGAGAAAAUGGAUUGUUUCAAAGUUCAACCAGCCUCUGGGGAAAAUGGGGGUGAUGCUCGGCAGAGAGGCCAUGAAGCAGAAGAAAGUAGGGUCAUGCUAUGGAAGAGGAAUCCUUUACCGAAGAAUGCAGAAAACAUGUACUACUUCUCAGAGCUCGCCCUCACUCUCAAUGCCUGGGAAGGUGGCACUGCACCCACAGACAGCCGGCUUCGGCCUGACCAGAGACUGAUGGAAAAUGGGCGCUGGGAUGAAGCAAAUGCUGAGAAGCAGCGCCUAGAGGAGAAACAGAGACUUUCCAGGAAAAAGAGAGAAGCAGAAGCUAUGAAAGCCACGGAAGAUGGCACACCAUAUGACCCCUAUAAGGCACUGUGGUUUGAGCGGAAGAAGGACCCUGUCACCAAGGAGCUAACCCAUGUUUAUAGGGGUGAAUAUUGGGAAUGUAAGGAAAAGCAGGACUGGGGCUCUUGCCCAGACAUUUUCUGAAGUGGUUGUAACUCAAAGGAAGAGGUUUGAUCGGAGAAGACGGCAGAGGAUGUGCGAGAAGGCUGGCAGUUGGGACUCUUACCAAGUGCUUUCCUCAAAUUUGUCUGUCUUAACCAAUCACUUUUUCCAAAUCAAUCACCAGAAGCAGACACCCGUGGUGGUGAUUGGCUGGUUGCCUUAGCUGAUUGACGCUGAAAUCGACGUAGUAGCUACCCAUGUUUGUAAGGGAGCGGUUUAGUGGCUGAAAGUUAGUGUUAUUCUACAUCUGCAAAGGCAAGUAAGUGUUUGUGGUCUUCUCCCUCUGCCCCCAUAUAAGAUGAUGUCAUUCACCCUCCCCUUGUAGUGUCCUGCUCAGCCAAGACCUGCAUAAGAUUGUGAUUCAUGAGCAUUUUGGUGCUGUUCAGAGCAAGAACUGAUCUUAAAGUUCCUUUAAAAAGAAACACAUAAGACUUAACCAGCAGAGGCAUCAUGCACAGGUCUCAUGUUAGGAAAUAUGCUCACAUGUGGAGUUGGUUUAACAAGGCGUCGUAUGUAGAUAACUAAGGUUUUGGAGCAUCUACAGGAGAGAUUGUUCUCUAGGGCUGGAAUAUUGAGUUACAUUCUUGGAGAUUUUUCCUUCACUUGCAUACAACACCCCUCUGCUGUUUUCUGUCUCCUUUGACAGCAACCAGAGGCCUCUUUGGCAGUUGAUAAGAGGGCCACACUAUCUUUAUAAAGGGGUUUUAUGGUCUUCCUCAGGUGGAGAACCUCUGAGAACACAGGCAGGGUGGAAGAAGACUACUAGCCACUUGUACCUUCCCAGUCCCUCCUCAUCCCGUCUUCAUUGCCUUUCUGGCUUCUUUGCUGGCACAGUACCAAUUUGGGUAUGUGCCACAGUCUGGAGCAAAACAUUGCCUGACCCAUUCUGUACACUUCAGAAUCUGAGAGAAGUUUCUCUGCAACAAACGUUUUCAUCAUCUUGAAAGUCCCAUGGAAUGGAGCCACCUCUGGAAUAAUGUGUUAAAUCAUCUGUAUAUUAUAUAUAUAUAUAUAUAUAUAUGUAGAGAAAAAUCUAAUUUUUUUUGUUUUCCUCUUUCCCAUGAAGAAUCUUGGUUUUUUUUUUAUAUCACCUGUCUCCCUGGGACUCUCGGACGCAUGCUAAUAUGGGUUGAUGCUCCUCUGCUUUCCAUCUUUGAGGGGCAUUGCAACCCUAAGCAGGGUCAUGUGUGGCAGUUACUGGACAGGGACAAGGAGGAGUGUUUGUCACAGUGACUCACUGCUGCCUCAGCUCUGCUUUCCUGAUCACCUGGCUCUUGGAAAGGAAGUCCUAGUCUUUUUCCCCCGCCUCAGUUUCCUUCCUCAGGAGUACGGGUAGAAAGUCAGGAGGGUGGUUUCUAGCUUCCUUCUGUUCCAGCCAGCUCAGGCUAAAUCCCAAAAGAGUUUGCUUCCAAGGAUGUGAGCUAAGAGCCCUCAUGCUCUGUGGGAACUGCUCCUGCUGGGCCCUGGCUUCCUUCUUUCAUUUUUCUCUGUAUUAAUUUUAGUUUCCUGUUCAGAAACAUAACCCUUGUGCAACCCACCCUUGGUUGAGGGUCAUAAAUUGAGGUGCCUUCCUUAUGUACUUUUUGUUAGUGUUUUUGUUUUUGUUCCUUAACUAUUGAGCCUCAGCCAGUGUGGGUCCUUGGGGAAAAAUACCAUUCCAGAGGAAGCUAUCCCUCCAGGGAAAUUGGAUCUUACUGGGUAAAUUAGUACUUUUAGUCAUCCUCCCACCCCCCACCGGCUCUCCCUCCCCAGAUCAAACACAUCAAAGAUUGAUCACUGGGGAAUUUCCUCCUAAGAAGGCUUUCCCCAGCACAAGGGUUACUCCGGGGAGACCCAUAAAAUGGGCACCAUCUCUGGAGACUGGGAUAGAAUGGAAAUUUCCCAAGGAACCUCGUUGCUUUAGCCCCUUUCCCCAUAUAUCUGCACUACAUUUCUAGCUUGAUUCCCAGAUCCCUGCUAACGGAAGAAGCCUAGAAGUCCUGAAGAUGGAAUAAAGUCACAUGAAAGUAAAACAAGACUAUAUAUAUUUUCAGUUUUUUUGCCUUAUUGCUUUUUUUCAAAAAAAAAAACCUACUAAAUUAAAUAAUUUUUAAAAAGCUA